This is a messenger RNA of Manduca sexta (tobacco hornworm), 11122 nucleotides long. Its product is annotated as solute carrier family 35 member C2. Bases 171 to 1379 code for a protein of 402 amino acids. NCBI's taxonomy places the organism in Eukaryota, Metazoa, Arthropoda, Insecta, Lepidoptera, Sphingidae. The record is from RefSeq and is a predicted model, not a curated record. The transcript is spliced from 6 exons. Gene Ontology annotation, cellular component: endoplasmic reticulum-Golgi intermediate compartment; Golgi apparatus; cis-Golgi network. Gene Ontology annotation, molecular function: antiporter activity. Gene Ontology annotation, biological process: UDP-glucose transmembrane transport.
AUUGCUUCGAAGGGUUGGCACUUGUCAGUUGGCACGGUUGAUAAAAGAAAAACAGACUCAAAAGAGUAGUAAUUACAUUUUUAUGGGUGAAAAAGACUAUUUGUCGUAAUUUAUAGCUGCUAUGCGACAGAGUGGCUUGUUUAAAGCCGUUUUGUCACACUCCGUAAGCCAUGCCGGUGGCGAAAUAUGAACAGCUGUGCACGAAAGGGGAUGCUGAAGAUGAUGUGUUUACAAGUAAGCCGCGCAGCAAGUGGCGCGAGGUCUGCGUGCAGAAGAGCCUGUUGUCCUUUGGGCUCAUCCUGCUUUACUUCUCGCUGUCGAUAGGCCUCACUUUCUAUCAGAGAUGGCUUCUCAAAGAUUUCGGUUUCCCACUAACAGUGGUGAUGUACCACUUGAUAGUGAAGUGGGUGCUGUCAGUAGUGGUCCGGUUGGUGCUGUACUGCGCUACAGGCACCCCGCAGCUGGUGCUGCCGUUUGUCACCUGCCUCCGAUCGGUAGGACCUACUGGCCUGGCCAGCGGUAUCGACGUAGGGUUCUCCAACUGGGGCCUGGAGCUGGUGACAAUAUCCCUGUACACCAUGACAAAGUCAACCACAAUAAUUUUCAUACUUGGAUUUGCCAUUCUGCUCGGACUUGAGAAAAAAUCAUGGUCACUCGUCGGCAUAGUGCUGAUGAUAUCCACCGGGCUGAUCAUGUUCACUUACAAGGCGACUCAGUUCAACUUGGUAGGGUUUAACUUUUUGCUGCUUGCGUCGUUCGCGGCCGGGCUGCGCUGGACCUUCGCCCAGCUCCUCAUGCAGAAGAGUAAGCUGGGGCUGCAUAACCCUGUCGACAUGGUGUUCCACGUGCAGCCGUGGAUGUUCGUGUCGCUGCUGCCGUUUACAGCCAUGUUCGAGGGGUACGACUGUUUCCUGAAGCUAGCAGCGCUGCCGCCUGAGCGGCUCAUGCCGACCAUCCUGAAGGUGUCUGUUGGAGCGACCCUCGCGUUCGCCAUGGAGAUCAGCGAAUUCCUCGUGGUCACAUACACCUCCAGCCUUACGCUGUCCAUCGCUGGCAUUUUCAAGGAGAUGUGCAUCUUGGUGCUGGCGGUGCAGGUGAGUGGUGACCAGCUGAGCGCGAUCAACGCGGUGGGUCUGGCGGUGUGCCUGCUCGGCAUCAUCGGGCACAUCGUGCACAAGCUGCUCGUCAUCAAGGCUGUCGCGGGCACCGUGCAAGCGAUCGACGCUGACGACUUCGACGCUAUCAGUCAUACCAGGUCACCCAAAGACGGCGAGCAUGAUGAGCCGUUACUCAAAGAGAAGACUUGGCUCAGUGAAGAGAGUGACGUGGACGCGAACGUGGUGCUGUACCAAGUGCUUCAGAGAAGGGACGGUAAAUAAAGAUAAGUUGGAGAGGUUCACCUAGGAUCGACACACUACGAAACAAUGUUGUAAUUUAAACUUGUUCACAUUCCGUUGUUUUGUGGUCAGUGCAGGUGACAACGAAAUGUGAACGCUUGGUUUAUGGCAACAUAAUUCAAAUUCCUAUCAUGCGUGCUGUUUCUGAGUAGGUCCUAAAGAAAUUCAGUUUGUUAUGAAACUUAAAGGAUGAAGAAAGUUGAAAUUUUGUCGACUACUAUUUUAUUACUUUCGAAAUCGACCCUUGUGAAAAUAUGAUUUAAUAUAGUAAGUAAGGUGGAAUGGAUUCAUGAAUUUAAACAACUGGGUAUAUGCAUUGACAGUGGUGACCACACCAUCAGGUGAUUGUCAUUGAAGUCUCAUUCCAAACUGAUUUUCAACCGUAUCCUUAUUGUAAAUCGAUUUUGUACGAGAUAGUAGUACCUCGAUAUUCCGCUAGAGGCGUUGCCUGUUUUUAUAAACGUUCUUCUCUUGAGGGUUUCAUGUCAAGUCACUGGAAAUUUGUUUGGGCGACAGGAAUGUACGCAACGUAAGCAAUUCAGUAUGCUGAUGUUAAUAUUUUUGUAUUAAAAGUACACAUAUUUAUUAAUGAAUAAAUAGACCCCAAUAUGGUUGGUAUUUUGGUGUGUGACAAAAUCCUGGUUUUGUGUCAGGAACGGCUAUAUUACUUAAUUUAUUUAUUUAUUCUCUUCGUUCGGUCAUCGGUUAACUUCACAAUGGGGUAAUUUUUCUCAAAGGAACACAAACUCUAACGCUUUGCAUUUAUGAUUUAAUAUUGAAAUUCCUUGUAGCCCAAACGAAUAUAUUCGAAUUUAAAUAGAUAAAAUUAUGUAUAAAGUUAUAUUUAUAAUGUAUAGUCGUAUUUUUAUACUAAUCUAAUCUUAUAUUCAAUUACUUAUUCAAGUGGCUUUUGUGAAAAGCUUUUUUUUGUUAUUUUUGUUGUUUUGUUUGUUGUUCUCCCUAGGUACACUUGCUUGCUAAAAUGUCUGAGUUCUAGAAGGCAAAAGGAGUAGGUAUUUAAAAAAUUUAGAGUGUUAGUAGAUUUAUUAAUCUACUACAUAUUUGGCACACACCAUACAGCCUCAAUGCGGUGGCAGGAACGUGAGCUGUCAUUAAAGCGUCAUUAACAGCUGUUUCCAAUAAACGAUCCCAAUCUCAAUCUUCAAUCCGAUUCCGACAAUGAACCAAUCAUAAUAACUCAUUUGUAAGAAGUCAAAAAAAUCCUUGUUCUGAUUGGUUCAUUUUUGAGAUUGAUUGAAAAAAGAGAUUGGGAUUGUUUAUUGAAAACGGUGGUUAGACGGAACGUUUAUUUCUAGCAAUAAUCAUAUACAAUUAUUGCUUAUAGAAGUCACUCUGUCUGGACAUGCGAGGCAAUUCUCGCCCACUUUGUCGUAUACGAGCCUUUAGAACAAAUAUAAAAAAAAUAUUGCUAGCCAUAAUGGUUUGACAAUUAUUCUCGUAAUAAUUGAUCUGAUCUUGUCCGAAUGAGGCUUAACAAGCAUUUGUGACUGACGUAUUUUUACGUUGUAUGUACGGUUCGGUCACAGUUCUGAUUGCACGUUAACGGUUAAAUCUUAUAUUGAUAGGAAAACAUACCUUCUGGAAAUGUUGCCUAAAUGAUGUUUUCGCUUGCAAGUUGUGUCCAAAUUUCCAAAACACCUGGACAUUCCGAUAUUGUGUGUAUUCUUUAAUUUAACUUGUAGACGUCAGUGCUGACCGAUGGAAUAACGGUGAUUGCAUUUGACAGUACUCAUACGGUUGAAACGGCACUUUCUAAUACGGUUGAAAUCGCACGCAUCAUUCCUUGUUUUGCUGCUUUGUUAAAUGAAUAUCACAUUUAUCAGGAAGUCUAUAAAUGUCCGUUUUGAUUGAGUCGUCAGCGCUGAUCAUCUUUCUCCCUCUACAUUCCUUGAAGGCCGAUCGGGAAGGGAAGGGCGUACACUAGGCAUACUAAUAUCCGGUUCCUAUUCGACAUAUUAAGAUUUCAAAACACGUUUAAAAGAGUGUUUAUAUCCUCGUGAAAAAGAAUGCAGAUAUAAAAUAGAACUGUCUAAAGGGUUAUGUUCGGAAAUGCAUUCAAUCAAUUAAAUCAGAAUAAUAUAGAUUGAAUAAGCGAUCGUCGAAUAUCGGCUGAUUUUGAUAAACAAUUUCAAUCGUUGAAUUCGGAUGACAGAAACACUGGAUCAAUCAGAAUCAAGUUGUAUUGUUUACAAUUUAUUUGCGGAUGGUAGGAUGUAUUUUAUAUCCGCUCGGAUAGCGACCACUGUACACAAGGUGUUAAAAACCGCUGCAGUGGCCCACGUAAGUGUGUCGCGUUCCGGGACCAGCCUGUGUCUAUCCGGCUCCAACACACCGACUGACGACAGGCAGUCAUUUUUCGUCAGUAGACAUUUAAUUGCUCCCCCCUCCGCUUAUCAGGUGCAGUGGGGCCAAAUGGCCGUGCACGUGCAAAAGAAAGACUUAUUUUUUAUUGGUUUAUUCCAACCAUUGAUGUGGUUUAUAUAAAUCAGCAUAUGAUAGUAUUACGAUGUGUGAUGCACGGUCUCAGUUGAAUCCAAAGUUCUGAUAUAUUGCUAUUGAAUAUUAGUAGGCGUUUAAAAUAACUCAGCUGAUAUAUUAAUUUAGAUCAAACAAUAUUAGAAGUCUAGACUAGCCUAGAUAUGGCUCGUCUAAUUAUAAAGAAGCUGUCCUCGUCUCUAUAGCAAAGUUUGGCCGAUUAAAUAUAAAGGUACGUGUACGCUAUCUUUAUUGUGUAAUAAUUGUUGUGUAGGCGUAACUUAACAAUAUUUAAUUAGGUUUGCAACGGCGCUUAGUAAUAGCAAUUAUUUCAAGUCCGCACCGAUUUUUGACACGCAGUGUUUGAUCUUUAUCAUACUACGAUACGACCAGUUUUGGCCGCUGUGUUCGAGCAGUUUUGGUUGCUGCGCUCGAGCAGUUUUGGUUGCUGCGCUUAAACAGUUUUGACAGCUGUACUUGAGAAUAAUACUCAAUACGAAAUUUAAUGUUUAUACCGUUCCCGUAUCGGUAGAAAUUUAUCUUUAUAAACACAUAAAAAAAAAAACGAAACGCAUUAAUAUACACUUUAGACAAAUAGCUCCAUAAAUAAAUUUACUUCACACCAACGUUAGCAUAAAGUUAGUACGUUAAUAGUUAACUAAUUAUACAUAAUAUUCCGGGACUGGUCUUCUCUACAAUUACUAUAGGAUAUCUAACAAGCUGGUCUGUAGAAACAAAUACAUUAAAACUAGUACUACAUUUGGUGCCUUAAAUAGUGAUUACCGGUAGAUAGCGCACAAUUAUAGUGUUUAGGAACAUCGGUCGUCUUCCAUUGCGUCAUAAGCAAUACUUAUUCGAUUAGUAUAAUCUCCGCACAUGAAGUCGCCUCUUAAUUAAAUAAAAAUAGAACUGGGGCAAUAUAAAUACAUUUAAUGAAAAACUCAAAUUACUAAUCAAGUUACCUACGAAAUAUCAAUUAUAAUUAAAAUUUAUAGAUCAAGUACUUUUUGCAAAUUAGCUUAGCGCGGUAAAUUAGCAUUCGAUUGAAAUUUAGAACUCAUCCUAUCAAUGUAAUUUGUAUUAUAUAGAUGACAUUAACUGUCUAAAUUAGUAAAUAAAAAAAUAGUUAACUUAUUCACGGCUGUUUUUAAUAAAUGAUCCUAUUAGCUUUUUAUAAUCUAUCGCGAUAAUUGACCAAUCAGAACACAGAUUUGUUGACACGCUUCCAAAUGACUUAUUGUGAUUGGUUUAUCGUGAUGGGAUCAAAGAUUAGGAUUGGGAUCGUUUAUGGAUAUCAGGUUUUAGUCAAGCAGUCAAUACGUCGACUUCUAGUUCGUGUAAUCACGUUAUAAAUAAUUUGCCUAGAGAUUAUAAUAAAAUGUAAACGAACAUUUUAUUCCUGAAUUAUACUUGUAUUUGUUGAAACAAAUAUUCUUCUAUUUUUUUUUAUUCAGUCUCUAUCUUACAUUUUCAAACCUGGUAAUAAUACGAAAUUAAACAUUCAAUUAGUUUUAUCAGUAUUUCUGUACUUAACUUGGAGAAAAGCAAUACAUUUGAUAACAGUCAAUUAGUUCAUAAGCACUUUCCGACUCAUUUGACGUAGACUAGAUACAUGUUAAUAGGUAAACAACGAUCCUAAUUAAAAUCGCACCUUAUAUAACAAGUGCCUAGUAUAUAGUAACGCUUAGAGUACGCCCUGCCCCUCCGCACUCUCUUAAGCAUUUAUCUCUUUUUCAUAACACUUAAUGUUCAGAAAAAGUAAUCGUGAAAUAUUAAUAUUAACUACCAGCCGAAGUACGAAUGUCCGUAACAAAUACAAAAAUUAUAUUUUUCUGCACUCAAUAUAAAAUUUAAUUAUGCCAAUUUUCGCACACCUGCGCGCGCGCAAUGUUCUUAAAAAGGGGUACAAAGGUUUUUCUUCACACACGUUCUUAUCUCGGCGUCACUGUAGUACAUAUUUUUAUUAAUAUUUUUAACAAUGUCGAAUAGUUAUACAUUGUCUUGUCGCCACAGUAAUAACAAUGACGGUAAGUGAAGGAAUCGCAAAUUUAUUUUAAAUAUUAUAGCAUUCAACAAAAUUAAAAAGAUUUUAUGGCAUUAUUGCGUAAUUAAUUUUGGUUGCAUUUGCCCCUUUGUAAUUCUUAUGGUGCGCUAUAUUGAGAGGCAUUUAUAUUAGGAAACAAUACCACACAUUGUAUAACUAUUAUUGUAGAUAAUGUUUUGAUUGUUUCUAGAAUAUUCGAUUUGCAUAAGUAAUUGUUUUCCAAACGAUCGGCCUUCGGCUAAUGUUCCACAAUGAAGUUAAUAGUGAGAAAUAGUAUAAAUUUUACAUAGAUUUAAUGUAAGCAUUUCUUAGUUGUAUUUAAUUGAAAUAUUAGAUAUGUACCUUACGGUUUAAAAGACACAUAGCCGUGUCGGUCUCGAUGUUUUUUUUAAUUUUAAAAAAUUGAGGCAUUGGCAAAGUGUUUCAAUACACCUCAUGUUGAGUGAAGAAUAGCCUAAUGAAAAUGCAAACAGCAAGAGAGAUAAUUAAAAUGAUAAAGGCAACCAUUUCUUAGAUAUCAUUAGCAUUAACUUGCUUUAAAUAUUUCUUUUAACCUCUUAUGUAGUGUGAAAUCAACAGCAAAAUUGAUUUAAUACAUAAUAAGAAUCAAUAAGGUGCAUAGCUAAAGUUUUAACUAGAUAUAAAAUAUUUUGAAAGCGCAGCGUAUGUAACGAAGAGUAAACGUUGAUCUCUCUGUCCACCCACUCGGCGUGAUGCAAGGUGCAAGUACAUUUAUAAAAUUGUGUUGCUAUCAUAAUACCAUCGCACCCUUAUUCAUAGACGUUAUUUAUCUAAGGACGGAGCAUUGCUGUGAUAACAAGUCUGUUUCUCAGCUUUGUUUUUCUGACGGCUUGCUGUUUGUUCAGCUUUGUUUAUCUGACAGCCAAUUAGAUUUAAGUCGUAUCUCAAUAUUAGCCAAUCACAACGGCCCUAUGUCUACGCACUGCGAAGGCUGCCAUGCCGUCAGCACUGAGAAACAGACUUGCGAUCACAGCAAUGCUCCGUCCUUAGAUAAAAAACGUCUAUAAAUAAGGCGGUCAGUUUUUAAUGGUAAAGAAACUGUCGUCGAAGUCAGGUCAAUGUUUAUGGUCAAUCAAGUUCAGGUCAAUAUUUACAUAUGUUUUUAAUUUAUUCACUCGCCGACUAAAAUGCGCAACUUGAUCGAAGUUGCAGAACAGAGCGCGGCGUCUGGAUUAGUCUACCACGGCGUGCACUGUUGCGCAACAUUGCCAAAGAUGUCGAACGUCAUGUUGCGCGUCAAACGUCGCCUAGUGUAAAACGUGCAUUUUUUUCAAAUAUUGAGUAGCCUGCUUAUCAUGAAAUUGAUAAAUCAUGUUACGGGCUUGUUGUACAUAUUAUUUUUAUAUAAUUUAGUAAGUAAGAUUUGUAAUGUAAAAGCACAAAAUGUUUAUUGGACCAAUAUGUAAUGGAUUUAUUGUAAAAAAAAUUGUCUACUUAGUCAUAAAACGUACAACGAACAGGCACGUAAGUACCAUAUGGUGAUAUUCCGAAAUGUUCAUAGAUACAAUAAGGCGGUAUCCGAAUAGAGAUGUCAAUGUUAUUUUAUGAUUAUUUAUAUACGUAACAAUCGAUUCAUUAAUUAAUUUUCACAAUGCCGAUGGCUCCCAAGUAAACUAUCGUAUCUGAUAAUAUAGUGAUUUUGACUUUUUUAGUUUUUCGUUAUUUAGGCACUGUUUACUACCAAACUAAUUAAAAGAAAAUCUUCAUUUAUUACCCUUUCAGAUAGUAUACUUAGGAGCCAUCGAAUAUGUUGAAUGGUUUGAAAAUUGGUAAAUUGACAGGAACGUAAUGUAGGGUUUUAAGAAGUCUACCAAUUACUUGCUUGAUACCUUCGAAAUAUUAACUAUGACAAUCGUUUUAAAGUGAAAAAUAUUAUUUCUAAAUAACCACAAUGCCUUAAAAUUUAACUCAACGUCAAAAUAUAAGAAAAACGCCCAUACUAAAUGACCAUCCCGAAAAAUCGUUAUAUGCCUCGUAUUAAUGGAAGAAAUCUACAUUUACACAGAUUUUGGACGACUUUAAAAUCAAAUAAUGAGAUGGUGUUCUAUCGUGGUUAGCUUAUUUUCUAUGUGCCUAUAAUCUUGCUAAAGAAAUACCCGAGGGUUAGUCAUAAAACAAAGAAACGUCAGGUAGCAACUCCAAAAAGUAAAUAAUUUUUUGCCGUCAAAGAUCAGUCCAAAUGCAAAUUGCAGCAAUAAAAUACACAACUCAUUUAGAUAUUCAAUUCAACAUGAAAUUUACCAAACUAUAUAUUAUUAUACUUUUUGAUCGCAGUUUACGACCGUGAAGAAAAGAAAUUCGGUGUGUUUAAUAUAUUUUAAUAUCCAUAUACAUUUACAAAAAUAUGAUUAGUAAUCAGUGCCUCGCUAUAUGUCGCUGACUUUACCAUACAAAUAAAUUGUUCAACCACAUAAUAAAUCACAUUACUUGUCAGAGUCACUUCAAGACACUGUGAGCUCAUUCUGUGUAGAUCGGACCACCAACAGCUAAAAUUUAAAAAGUUGUAUAAUUGUAAAAUGUAGGUAGAUUGUAACUUUGACUUUGCGGAUGAACAACACCUCAGUCCCCCCCCCCGCAACCAUGAAGGCUGCAAAGUCUUCGAAACGUCAGGAGAAAACUAGGAUAUUAAAACCGGGAUAAAUCCGAAAAAUAGUUUAUUUUUAAUGUCAGUCACUUUGUCCAUUUUGUGUGUUCAUCAAAUGAUAUACCGACACUUGCAAUAUGUUGCGCAAGAACUUCCAAAUGCGUUUACACUAGCGGCAAUAUUUCAAUAGUUCUAUAUACUCGCGACUUGCUGCAAUUACAGCAAGCUUUAAACGAUUGCAACAAUCAACUUACUGUGAUUGUCUACACAGCAAAAAUACUUGCGGAAGUCGACUUCAAAUUUUCUUCCUUAUAUAAUCCCCGCUUAGAAGCUCAAUGUCGUUUUCUAGACUCGCACAUAUACGUGGAGGUAAACAAUUUAAUAUGUUCUAAAUUACUGGGUUUUUGACCCAAAAAAAAGUCCCUAUACAGCAAUAACUAAGCCAAAGUUGUACAUACAUGUAAAGUCAAAAAUUAGGUAGAUAAAAUUAUUACGCGAGUUGAAUAUCUUCGAGUACUGUAAACUAUAUUUAAUUUAACAUACAUUUACUCAGGAUUUUUUGGUUAACACAUUCCUUGCCCUAUUCCAAUUUAAUAUAAAAAAAAUGUUUAAACUUGCUUCCAUUUUAAUUGGACAGUAAUGUAUGCUCCUCUGUCUAUGUUAAUAAUAAGUUAUUUAUAUUGAAUUUCCGUGCUUGUAGAAGGCACAGAACGCGAUCGAUCAGUUAGAAUAUUUAGUUUUUCCUGGACCCGGAUACUAAUAAUUACUAUACUAUGAGACAAAUGUCUCGUGCUGCAAAUCCGAUUAAUCACUUUUGUGGAACUGUUGUGCUAUGUGCCGAAUACCGAUAGCAAUGUCUACUUAUUACAAACUUACGACGGUUUUCAAUAAACGAUCCCAAUCCUAAUCUCAAUCCGAUAUCGAAAAUAAACCAAUCAGAUUAAGGCGUUUGUAAGCAUGACAAAAGGACUUGAUUGUUUUAUUGUCGCGGUGGAUUGGAAAAAGUGAUUGAGACCGUUUAAUUAAAACGACGGAUCAUUAUAUAGGAAGCUAAUGCCGUCGACAGAUAUGUUUUAAAUUAGUGAUAUAGAAAAUUGUGAGCCUUUACGAUCCCUUUAAAUAACAAUUAGUUCUACUUAUUCAUGACAAAAGUGAUCUACUUACUACGGAGAACCAUGAUAACUCGCUGUUCAAGGACAUAUUUAACUAUACAAGACAGGCUCUAGGCUUGAAGUCGAGACCGUUCAUAUGCUUUGCGAAAUGGGGUUGGGAUUUUAAAAGAUAACAUAACGCAAACCAAAGCGCCUUUUAGUUUAAAUUUCUUUGCCUGUUGGCUGUCAGUGAGCCUCACAAAGGCAGUGUCCACGACAAUUGAUUUAGUUUGUAUGGCUUGGUUUUACAAGAACGCUGUUAGUUGGAUUCCGAGCACAUCAUAACUGUUAAUUACAUGUAUCGGAUGCAUCACUUCCAUAGUGACUUAUAAAGUUCUCCUCUCAGACUCUGACACGGUCAAUUGUCACGAUUCCUAAAAUAGAAUAGUAUAAUAAAAUUUUCAAUACGUUACAAUGAACUAAUUAUUGGUACAUUUUGUGACCCGUAUACAGUUUUUAUAUUUAUAGGCAAAUUAGUUGUAAGUUCGCAAAAUAGUCAUUUCGUUAGGGCUUAGAGUAGUCGCCAGCGUAAAACCGUGUAUCUACAAAAUUUUGUGUUUUAUGUAUAUUGUUUUUGAUUUAAAGUUUAUUGUUAAUUGUAUAUUUUAUUUGCAAUGAGGGUUAUCCCGCGGAAUCCAGUUAAAGUUGGUGGAAUUUAAAUGAACGUACGGAUUUUUUCUUGGUUUAAUUUUUUGUCUAAAUUCUUUUAAAAAUGUUUCACAUUCACUCCGUAAAUGUUUAUCUGUACAGCGUAAAGCGUAGUGAAAACUUAAAAAUUGUUGUUCAACGUAUUACAAAUACAAUUUAAUAAACUUUGUAAUACUCAUUAAAAUCAAUUAAUCUGUUACUGGAUUCCGUUAUUUUUUAUUAAAAUGUGCGCAUGUUGGGACUUGAGCGACCAAAUAAAAAAAAGUCAAUGAAGUGUAAUAUGUGUUAAUAUGUUAUAUUUUAUUAUUGUAAAACUAUUUUACAUUGUGUGCUUUACGCAAAUCGCAGACGACCGUUUUUUGUCGGUAACCGAUUUUUAUCGGACCAUUAGUGAAUCUAGUCGAGGUGAUUUAGUCUCCGAUUUUAUGGAGACUCAACGCGGUUUAUCACGUCAGUCGCUUAGGGCAGUCUCAAAAGGGAUACAUUUUAUUUUGUACACGAAACAGUUCAAUUAUGUAAUAAAAUUUUAUUCCCAUUUUGCAUUCUAUUCGUGCAAUCUUGGAUGGCCGAUUAUUCACCGUCGCCUGCGUUCUGCAUUAAAUCAUACGUAAAUUAUAAUGGAUUCACAUUUAUCGCUGGUAUAUCUAGUUAUAUAAAUAUUGUAAGAAAAAAAAUAAACAAAAAAAUUUGAAAAGUCGAUGUGUUAUUUAUCUUGCCAUGAUGUUAACCAAGGUUCAACCUUUGUAUAUGUUGAAUUUGUAUUAAACGCGCGUUUAUCAAA